AUGGGAAAUGAGAGAGAAGGGCCUCCCUCCACGGGUGUCUCCUUACAGCAGCAAUCUGCUGCUGCGCGUCUGACGCGGCAGGACAGCAGCAGCAGCAGCAGCAGCAGCAAAAACAACAACAGCAGCAGCAGCAGCUGCAACAAUGAUAGCAGCAGCUGCGACAGCAGCAGCAGCAGCAGCAGCAGCAGCAGCAGGUGGCUAGACCGCCAGGUCCUUGUAGGAGUUCGUUUCCGCCCUCCUACCCCGUCUCCAGCUUCCUCUCGUCGUACCCUCUCCCCUUCUGGGGCCCCCUCUGGGGGCCCCUCUGGGGGCCCCUCUGGGGCCCCCUCUGGGGGCCCCUCUGGGGGCCCCCCCGAGGGCCCCUCAGGACCCCUCCCCGAGGGGCCCCCUGGGGGGGCCCCUGAGGAUGGUGUUGGGGUUUCUCCUACAUCGAAGCUGCCGGGGGCCCCCCAGGGGGCCCCCCAGGGGGCCCCCCACGGAGUUUGCAGCGGCUCUCAGAGCGCGGAUGUUUCAUCGGGGGAGGGUACAGGGGCCCCCACCUCCACCUCUUCUUUAGUUAGUGUCACUGGGGGGCCCCCCAACGGCCUACGAAGGCCCCCCUGGGCGCGAAGGGGCCCCCAAGAUGCUCACUGGGCCCUCCGAGAGGAAGAUGCUGAUGGCUGGGUCCUAGCAGCCCCUUGGGCCUUAGAUCUGGGGGGCCCCCAGGGGGGCCCCCCAGUGGGGGGCCCCCAACGUCAGGGGGGGCCCCCCAGGGUGUGGGACGGGGUCAAAGAUGUAUGCUUUGAGGCGGACUGCGUGCUGCCGCCGGGGGCCCCCAACUCUGAGGUGUAUAUACAGCUGGUUAAGGACCUUGUUGCUGCUGCUGUGGGGGGCAGCAACGCUGCUGUGCUGGCCUACGGCCAGACAGCAAGCGGCAAGACCCACACGAUGUUUGGGGGGCCCCCUACAGCAAGCGGCAAGACCCACACGAUGUUUGGGGGGCCCCCUGUGGGGGCCCCCCCAAGGCAGAAUGGUAAGGGGGCCCCCCCCCGGGGGGCCCCUGAUAGGGGCCCCAGCAAAGGAGAAGAAAAAGGAAUUGUUGAGUUGGCUCUGAGAGAUAUAUUUAAAGCCAAAGAAGAAAGAGACAAAGACAACACAUAUACUGUCUCCGUCUCCAUGCUAGAGGUGUACCAGGAGACAGUCACAGACUUGCUGCAGGGGCCCCCAGGGGGGGCCGGGGGGGCCCUGGGGGGCCCCCUGGGGGCCCCACAGGAGGGGGGGCCCCAGGUACAGGGAACCUGCAUUCAGAUGCCCGGCCUAAGAGAGCCAUCACUCUCUGUGAGAGAGCAGACGGUGAGGCAGCGCAGGACACUGGAUCUGGGGUCUCUGUCUUGCUGCCCUGUCUCCUCGCUAGAAGAGGCCCUGUCUCUGCUGCAGAGGGGACAGCAGCAGCGGCAUGCAGCAGCAACAGCAGCAAACGCCCGCUCCUCCCGCUCUCACGCGGUCCUCCGCAUCGUUAUCACCCCAGCAGCAGCAGCAGCAGCAGCAGCAGCAGCAGCAGCAGCAGAUGCUGCAGCAACACCCGCAGCAACAGAAGCAGCAGGGAUUUCUUCUGGGGAGGGGCCCCCAAAGGAAACAGCUAGCUGGGGGGCCCCCACGAGGGGCCCCCGUCGCGCUUCUGUUUUAAGUCUGGUGGACUUAGCUGGCUCAGAGAGUGCAGGGGCCCCUACUGGGGGCCCCCCAGGGGGGCCCCCUGGGGGCCCCCAAGGAAACCCCACAAGGCAACGAGAGGGGGGCAGCAUAAACCGUAGUCUUCUUGCUCUCUCCAAGGUAGUCAAGGCCCUGACGCAGCAGCAGCAGCAGAAGCAGCAGCAGCAGCAGCAGCAGCAGCAGGAUGUUGUGGGAUGUGCAUCAUCAUCUUUUUCAGAGACAGUCACAGACUUGCUGCAGGGGCCCCCAGGGGGGGCCCCCCAUGGGGGGGGCCCCCCUGGGGGGGGCCCUGGGGGGGCCCCUGGGGGGCCCACAGGAGGGGGGGCCCCAGGUACAGGGAACCUGCAUUCAGAUGCGCGGCCUAAGAGAGCCAUCACUCUCUGUGAGAGAGCAGACGGGACACUGGAUCUGGGGUCUCUGUCUUGCUGCCCUGUCUCCUCGCUAGAAGAGGCCCUGUCUCUGCUGCAGAGGGGACAGCAGCAGCGGCAUGCAGCAGCAACAGCAGCAAACGCCCGCUCCUCCCGCUCUCACGCGGUCCUCCGCAUCGUUAUCACCCCAGCAGCAGCAGCAGCAGCAGCAGCAGCAGCAGAUGCUGCAGCAACACCCGCAGCAACAGAAACAGCAGGGAUUUCUUCUGGGGAGGGGCCCCCAAAGGAUACCGCUAGCUGGGGGGCCCCCACGAGGGGCCCCCGUCGCGCUUCUGUUUUGAGUCUGGUGGACUUAGCUGGCUCAGAGAGUGCAGGGGCCCCUCCUGGGGGCCCCCCAGGGGGGCCCCCUGGGGGCCCCCAAGGAAACCCUACAAGGCAACGAGAGGGGGGCAGCAUAAACCGUAGUCUCCUUGCUCUCUCCAAGGUAGUCAAGGCCCUGACGCAGCAGCAGCAGCAGAAGCAACAGCAGCAGCAGCAGCAGGAUGUUGUGGCAGUAUGUUCUGAGGGGCCCCCUCGGGGCCCCCAGGGCCCCCGGGGCCCCCGUAUCCCUGGGGGCCCCCGUCGUGCUGUACCCCCCUUUCUCGGGCUAAGAGAGUCAAAGCUAACUCGGCUGCUCAGCGACUGCUUGGGGGGCCCCUGCAGGACAGUUGUUAUUUGUCUCUGUAUUCCGGGUGUCUCCUUUUACAGACAAACAGCAGCAACUCUCGCCUUCGCAAGGAGCGCACGCAAGCUACCCCCUGUACCCGACGGGGGGGGCCCCCUAGGGGGCCCCCUAGGGGGCCCCCAGGGGGCCCCCAAACAUAAACGACCACGCACAGCACAUGCAGACACAGAUACUAAUACUGCUGCUGCUCCUGCUGCUGCUGCUGCUGCAGCAGCAGCAGGAAGCGACUGCUUGGGGGGCCCCUGCAGGACAGUUGUUAUUUGUCUCUGUAUUCCGGGUGUCUCCUUUUAUAGACAAACAGCAGCAACUCUCGCCUUCGCAAGGAGCGCACGCAAGCUACCCCCUGUACCCGAGGGGGGGGGGCCCCUAGGGGGCCCCCUAGGGGGCCCCCAGGGGGCCCCCAAACAUAAACGACCACGCACUGCACAUGCAGACACAGAUACUAAUACUGCUGCUCCUGCUGCUGCUGCUGCUGCUGCAGCAGCAGGGGGAUCUGCAGCAGCAGGGCCUGGGGGCCUGGAGGAAAGCACGCAGGAUGGCAGCUCUUCAGGGGGCCCCUCAGGGGGGGGGCCCCCAGGGGGCCCCCCCCCAGGGGGCCCCCACCGGGGUGUUGUGUAUGUACCCACGGGGUGUCUACAGUGUCGUGCUCUGUAUAAAGCGCUGCAGGAGGCGAGGGAGGAGCUGGCCUGGCAGAAGGUGCAGCUAAGACAGCUGAGAUAUGUAGUAAGCAGAGGACUGCCUGCUGCUGCUGCUGCUCCUGCUGCUGCUGCUCCUGCUGCUGCUGCUGCUGCUGCUGUUGGUAGUAACAACAGCAGCGAGAGAAGUAACAGCAGCAGUUGUUACAGCAGCAGCAGCAGCAGCAGCAGCAGCAGCAGCAGCAGCAGCAGUACGCCGCGAAGAGACAAACUAUGGCACGAAUACUCUCACAGCUGCGGGCCUUCUGGGGUAUCUGCAGCAGCAAAAGAAGAGCUUGCUGCUGCUGCUGCUGCUGCUACUGCUGCUGCUGCUGCUGCAGCUACUACGCCGCAGCAGCUCAUAAAAAGCUGCGGACGAGGGAUUUCCUACAGAACCCCACAGGGGGCCCCUGUCAAUACACCGGGGGCCCCCCGGGGGCCCCUCUUGGGGCCCCAUGAGCCCAAGGAGUGCAACUAA
Eimeria mitis is the source of this 3933-nucleotide messenger RNA. RefSeq lists its product as uncharacterized. The record is from RefSeq and is a predicted model, not a curated record. The coding region runs from base 1 to 3933 and encodes 1310 amino acids. Gene Ontology annotation, cellular component: microtubule; kinesin complex. Gene Ontology annotation, biological process: microtubule-based movement. NCBI's taxonomy places the organism in Eukaryota, Apicomplexa, Conoidasida, Eucoccidiorida, Eimeriidae. Gene Ontology annotation, molecular function: ATP binding; microtubule binding; microtubule motor activity. The transcript has 7 exons.